AUGAAGAAUCCACAGAAACAAGGAGGAAGUAUAGCAAAACUGGAACUGCAACCAACCCUGCCAAUUAUACAUCACCGAAUCAUUUCAACAAACUCCACCGAACUCAACAAAUAUAAUAAUAAUAAUAAUAAUAAUAAUAAUAAUAAUAAUAUGGGCUUCGUAUAUUUUACCCCAGUUAAUAAUAAUAAUAAUAAUAAUAAUAAUACUAGUAAUAGUAAUGGUAAUAGUAAUAAUAAUAAUAAUAAUAAUAGUAAUAGUAAUAGUAAUAGUAAUAGUAAUAGUAAUAAUAAUAAUAGUAAUAGUAAUAGUAACAAUAAUAAUAAUAAUAGUAAUAGUAAUAGUAAUAAUAAUAGUAAUAGUAAUAGUAAUAAUAAUAGUAAUAGUAAUAGUAAUAAUAAUAAUAGUAAUAGUAAUAGUAAUAAUAAUAGUAAUAGUAAUAGUAAUAAUACUAAUAGUAAUAGUAAUAGUAAUAAUAAUAGUAAUAGUAAUAGUAAUAAUAGUAAUAGUAAUAGUAAUAAUAAUAAUAGUAAUAGUAAUAGUAAUAAUAAAAAUAGUAAUAGUAAUAGUAAUAAUAGUAAUAGUAAUAGUAAUAAUAAUAGUAAUAAUAAUAAUAAUAAUAGUAAUAGUAAUAGUAAUAGUAAUAAUAGUAAUAGUAAUAGUAAUAAUAAUAAUAGUAAUAGUAAUAGUAAUAAUAAUAGUAAUAGUAAUAGUAAUAAUAAUAGUAAUAGUAAUAGUAAUAAUAAUAAUAGUAAUAGUAAUAGUAAUAAU
Octopus sinensis (East Asian common octopus) is the source of this 768-nucleotide messenger RNA. RefSeq lists its product as uncharacterized. The transcript is spliced from 4 exons. The annotation marks the transcript as partial. Lineage: Eukaryota; Metazoa; Mollusca; Cephalopoda; Octopoda; Octopodidae. The record is from RefSeq and is a predicted model, not a curated record.